AUGCUGAUAGUUAUAGGUAUCUCUCGAUUCGGUGUGCCUUUAAUGCUGAAUUCAUUUCCAGUGUAUCUUCCGGGGCUUCUUUCUAGUCUCGAUAUUGCGGCAGACUUAGUGCCAUACUACGUUGGAAUAUGUUCCUCUAUUUGGUCGAUCACUACCUGCAUAACUUCACCAUUUUGGGGCAGAUGCUCCGACUCAUAUGGGCGAAAGCCGGCUAUUCUACUGUCGAACAUUCUGUUUCUUUUCAGUGUGCUGCUGUUUGGGUUUGCGGGGAAGUUAUGGCUGAUUCUGGCGGUAAUGGGGUUUCUGGGGUUCGCUGGUGGAAUGACUCCUGUCCUCCACACUACAGUUGCUGAGCUCGUUACACAGAAGGAACUGCAGCCUAUGGCGUUCAGCCUCAUACCACUCAUGUGGACAAUAGCCAGUAUGGUUGGUCCACUGGUUGGAGGUUUCUUGGCAGAUCCCACCGCCAGAUACCCUUCGAUAUUUGGGGAGAAUCAAUUCUUCAUGAAGUUUCCGUACAGCUUACUAAAUAUCGUCGUCGCAAUACCAUUCUUUAUCGGAUGUGUCGUGGGCUUUUUGUUCCUCAAGGUAUGUUAUUUGAAUCGAAUGAAGCUUGUCGGGGAAGCGACUGACAUCUGCACAGGAAACUUUGGAAGGAAAGCAAGUUCUGUCCAACAAUCACUGCCGAACCUUUUCCUUUUGGAAAUAUUCACACAGCAAUCCGUUCUAUCGCUGAUAUACAUCUGUUUCCUCCAAACUCACAGCAAGCUAUUUGACGAAUUCCUUCCGACGUACAUGCAGGCCGUACCGUCCCCAACUGAGCCAACUCCGCCAACGUAUCAGAGCUCAGCUUUAGUAGACUUCACUAUAUUCCCGGGUGGUUUAUCAUUCACAUCGCAUACGGCAGCACUAUACCUCACCGCUUAUGGUCUUUCAGCUAUCCUGAUUCAACUCCUAAUCUUCCCUCGCUUAGCCCCUUCUCUCGGCCCAAUUCGCUGCCUUCGGAUCGCAUCGAGCGUUUACCCAUUCGUCUACUUUUUGACUCCUUAUCUAUCGGUUCUGUCGGAAACGCCUGUUCUGCGAGGUAUCUGUACCGUAGUGCUUCUUGCGAUGAAAGCGGGAUGUGGUAUCUUUGCUUUCCCUUCCUCAAGGAUCUUGCUUUGCAACUCGGCGACCAAAGGAGGAUUGGGGACUCUUAAUGGCAUAAGCUCAAGUAGCCAGCAAUUGAUGCGAGCCAUUGUUGCUGUUGGUGUUGGAAAACUAUUCAGCUUAGGGUUGCAGAACGGCAUCAUUGUGUUGCCGUGGUGGACAUUGAGUUUUGUAAGCAUGGGAGGACUGGGAACUGUAGUAUGGCUGAGAGAUGAGCGCGAAGGAGGAGGUAGCAUAGGGAGUGAAGAGAGAACAUCGGGAUCAUAG
Mollisia scopiformis is the source of this 1416-nucleotide messenger RNA. RefSeq names its product MFS general substrate transporter. NCBI's taxonomy places the organism in Eukaryota, Fungi, Ascomycota, Leotiomycetes, Helotiales, Mollisiaceae. The record is from RefSeq and is a predicted model, not a curated record. The coding region runs from base 1 to 1416 and encodes 471 amino acids. The transcript has 5 exons. Gene Ontology annotation, biological process: transmembrane transport. Gene Ontology annotation, molecular function: transmembrane transporter activity.